AUUCCUCGCGUGGAGCUGCCGCGGUCGACCUGCUCAGCCACUGCCCCCACCCCAAAACGGCAGUCCAUGGCUAGCCAUGGGGCAGAAGGGGUCCGCUAGUCUCUAGGACCAUGAAGUUUUGGCUAUGGGGAUACCUGGGCUGACUCCUCUCCUGUUAAUGUUGGGAUUCCUGGCCCCAGCGCUCCUUACGACCCCCGAGCCCAUGUGCGACCAGCGUGUCAUGAACAAGUACAUCCAAGAUGUCAGCAAGGCUGAGAGUGAAAUCGUAGAACUUUGUAGAACUUCCUGCAACCUGCCUGAACCUGUCAUGGUGCUGGACACCGGAGUCAACAUACGUAGCUGGAGAAAAAUGAAUAGGACGAGGCAGGCGUCUGAGGUGUGGAGAGGCCAGACCCUCCUUUCGAGGGCCAUCAGCCAAGUCCAAAGGCAUCAGUCAGCCAUGCAGCCUUUUCUCCGCCAGCUGGAAGUGAUGGAAAGCUGCCUGCGGAGCAUCAGAAACAUCCUGCGUGGCCAUGGAGCCCAGGAAGCCCCCCAAGAUGACGUCUCGACCCGCACCCUGAGCGUGCAGACCAUGAAAAAGCUGUUCAGCGUUUACUCAAGUUUCAUCCGGGGGAAAGUCAGCCUGUACAUUACAGAGGCCUGUGCCAGGUGACGGAGGGAGACCAGCGCCACCAACACAGACCACUCCGCAUGCUGCUGCCACCCCCAACCGCCCACUGCUGGAGGGGGUGGGUGCCCCUGUGUUGCCAGCUGAGUGACAGCUUGAUUUGAUUGGCAGGUGUCAACCACACGCACGCACACACGCAUGUGCACAGCCAGGUUUCCGCGCGGACUGCCUUUCUCAGCCAAGGGGAAACUUUUGACUCGCUUGCCUUUGUGGAUGCCCAGGAGCCAGUGACACUCAUCCCUGCACAUUCACACAUACACACACAGACUUCCACUGCCCUCUGUGGUUCCUGACCCUGCCCAAAAAGAGAAAACAAUAGCUGGGUUUAUGGAAGGUCUGGUACCAUGUCUGCAAACAGGUGGCAAGGCCGCUCCCUGGAUUUUCGAGGGAAGCAAUGGUGGUCCACUUUGGUGCGCAAACCGGGUCCUCGGAGGAGGAUGGUGCUGUCGUCAGGAAAGUGGGAGCUUUUUCAACCACCGACUUUGAAGGAGGAAAAGAGACAGAGGAACGGAGGAGAGGAAGGGAGUCUGCCAAGCCAAGAUGGGAAGGAUUUCAAACCCAAGACACUGGGUUUUCCCAAAGGGGCCUGAGCUGAGAGGUGAAAGGCCCACGAUCCCUCUGCUGUGGGGCAAAGGAGGUGGGUCGCAGAAGAAUCUCGCAGGACAAGGUGGUAUCGGCGGGGGGCCUGUGGCUGCUUGACUAGUGGUGCCCUCUCCCAGUGACUGACAGCGUUUGGGCUGUAGGGUUGUGCGUUUUUGUGGGGACUGGUUAGGAGGGACGAGAGAAAUGUUGCACGGAGAAGAGGCAAAGGUUUGAUGAGGAAGGAAUGGAAAGGUGGUUUGGCGGGCAGCAAAAUGAAAGGAUUUGGUGGGGAACUAAUGUCACCUUCAGCAAAGGAAGAUCCUCGGCCCCCCCCAGGAAACCUCAAGCAGAGGAACAUCAAGAGCGGCCUUAUGCAGGGCUAGGGCCCAAGGCGAAUACUGGUGGCCUUCCAGAGCUGGUUUCUGGCGGUCGCCACAUUUGCAAGUCUGAAAGCAUGCAAGCUCUUUGGGGUUCCACUUACUGUACAUCAUUUGCACAGUUCUGCCUGGGUUGUGGCUGGGCUUUCUGAGCUGUGAAUGUGGAAAGCAGGAGUCGAAAGUUGUUUCUCGAAAGCUGCAGCCCAUUUGUGCACUUGCUUGGGAGUAAAGAACUCCUUGAAUUCAGUGGGGUUUACUUCUGAGUAAAUGUGUGCAAGUUGGGGCUGCAUAGUUUCAAAGCAUCAGUUGUAGGGAGCAUCUGAAAAGGGGCCAGGUGCUCCGAAGAGGUGAGGGUGAUUGGCAGGUGUCCUUCAAACCAUACAUAACUUGGAAAAUAAAGAACUGCAAAAAUGUUUGAUGCUCCUGGAGGGGAGUGAGAUCUAUUGGCGGGUGUCAAUCUUUUCAGGGCCAACUUUAGAUGGCAUUUUUUCGCAAGUGUCUUCUGUAAUCUUGACACAAUAGCAGUGCAUUAAUAAUGGAUUUAUUCAGCUUUAUUAGUUGUUCCGUGAUGCUUCCCACAUUAUUGCUUGGGGGGUGGGGCUUUAGUGCCACCAAAGGGCCCCGCCCCACACAUUUGUGGUAUGUAAAACGUUAUGGGAUUUCAGCAGGAAGGACGGGAUAUUAAAGGAUUGGGAAUGAAACACAGUGUGUCCACACCAAAACAUUUACAGGCACAAACAAAUAUCGAAGGAAGGGUAGCAUAUGAUCACCCCAAUAUCAUCAUGGGCGCAAAUCACUGCAAAUUCUCAAUGCAAAUGGCAUUUCUGAAUCAUAGAACUGGUAGACCUGCAAGGAGCCCCAAGAGUCAUCCAGUCCAACCCCCUUCUUGUCGAGAAAGAAGCCGAUUUAUCGAAAUGCCUGCUGUAAUAACUGUUGAGACGAUCUCCAUGGAUGCGAGUCCCUUCGCUCUCCUCUCCAAAACGUUAAAAGUUGCUGUUUCUGCUAUUUCUGUAAAGCGAAGGUGAAGAUUUGACGGCUGCUGGUUUUGCUUCAGGUUCCAACUCCUUCCAAGGAGAGGGAUAAAAGGCUUCAGUGCCACAGAGGAUAUACACCUAUGUAAAGUUUUUGUUCUAAGGGACUUUAUGAGAGUUUAUAUUUGAUACUAAGUUAAACAUGUACAGUUUUCCUGUAUAUUUAUCUUGUUGACUUCAGAGAGCAGCUGGUUUGUAUACUGGGUUUGGGAAAGGAAGAUUUCCUGGUGGACGGGAGUUGUUUUUUUUAAGUAGUUCUGUUUUAUCUUUAUUAAAGGUUGUUGUGCUUCCCAGAAUAUCCAGAGUUUCCAUUUCUAAACAAGAGCAAUCAGGCUUGCAAGGACAUCUCCUGGCCCUUGAAUAACCUUCCCACUGCUUAGUCUCUCAGUUACGUGUGAGAAUCGGCUGUAGAUCUGCAAGGGAAAGGCACUCUGCAUAUG
Molecule: messenger RNA, 3097 nt
Organism: Zootoca vivipara (common lizard)
Lineage: Eukaryota; Metazoa; Chordata; Lepidosauria; Squamata; Lacertidae
Gene: EPO
Product: erythropoietin
Cellular component (GO): extracellular region
Molecular function (GO): erythropoietin receptor binding; cytokine activity; hormone activity
Source: RefSeq, a predicted model, not a curated record